GUGUGUGUGUGUGUGUGUGUGUGUGUGUGGCCUGAUGAGCAGCGUCUCUGUAUAUGUAGGGAGCUCGAGAGAGCGGAAUAAAGCAGUGGUAUACUUGGUUGUUGUCUGUUGUAUCGCCAUUGUUGUGCCUCGUCCUCCGACAGUUCGUUUCGUUACAAUUACCUCAGCGCCCAAGUGCAGUGCCGCAUCUCCAGUAAGCAAACACAAUGAAGUCGGCGUCCCUCCCCCUCGCGGCCUCCCUGCUGCUGACCGCCACCGCCGCCGGCGCCGCCGGCAAGCCGCCCGCCCCCCAGGCCAAGACGACCAUGGCCGACAACUUCCCGUGGCGCGACCCGUUCGCGGCGGCGGCGGCCGGCUCGUCCGCCUACGCGGCCGCGUGCGAGGCGUCGGCGACGUUCCCGGCGGCGCAGUACACCCUACACGACCUCUUCGAAAAGCCGCCGACGGGCCUCUUCAACUACGCCGACGGCCUCAAGGCCUUCUUCUCCGGCCGCGAGUACCCCGGCGGCUGGGCCGGCCUCGACCGUCACAUGUACGACCGCAACGUGCUCCUGAUGGAGUACGCCGACGUGCCGCCGCGCGCGCGCGCCUGGAUCGAGGCGCAGGAGCGCCGCGACGGCGACGGCAAGGGCCUCUUCGCCGUCUUCGACAAGCCCGCGUCCGCCGACGACAAGGUGACGCAGCGCGUCGUCGUGCCCCCGGAGGGCGAGGGCGAGGUCGACCGCGCGCUCGACGGGGACAGGGUCGCCAUCUUCGCCCCCGGCGCGCUGUACCACGUCCUCCCGCUGUUCGUCGCCGACGGCAGCGACUGCGAAGACUCCCUCGCCGACCUGGGUAACUACAAGGCCGUCCCCGAGGACGGCGCCGUCGUGGCCUGGCCCGUCAGCCACUCCCGGCCUGAUGUCGACAACCACAAGCGGGACAUCAAGUUCACCGUCAAGGCCCAGGUUCUGAAGCGCAAGGAGGGCGGGGCCGUCGACGAGGAGGAGGAGGAGGAGAAGCCGGCGCCCUCGGAGCCGGUGCGGGAUGAGCUGUAAGGUGAGACGGAGGAGAGAGACGAGCGAGGCACACACACACACACACACACACACACACACAUGCAUAGUCCACUGUAUUCUUACCUGCGUAAUUUCGGAUGCAUAACGAUACAUUACCACUUGGCUGGCUGACGCUUGUCCAUCUGGCAUGUGACUGUUUAAUUACCCUGCACAUGUACUCCACUCGCUGGGGGCAGAGCCAUAUGUUCGUCCAUCGAGAUAGCAUUAUUAAUCCGAAUCCUUGGCGUUUUCCUCCGUGAAACUCCACGGAGUCUUGUGGCCGCCACGGUGGCUGAGGACCCCUCCCCCGGCGUCCGUGGAUCUCACACCGGGGUUGACCGAGUCUCAUCGAAUCUCACCAUGCUUCACCGAGAUGUCCUAGUAC
This is a messenger RNA of Colletotrichum navitas, 1422 nucleotides long. RefSeq lists its product as uncharacterized. The record is from RefSeq and is a predicted model, not a curated record. NCBI's taxonomy places the organism in Eukaryota, Fungi, Ascomycota, Sordariomycetes, Glomerellales, Glomerellaceae. The transcript has 2 exons. The coding region runs from base 207 to 1037 and encodes 276 amino acids.